Hermetia illucens (black soldier fly) is the source of this 794-nucleotide messenger RNA. RefSeq lists its product as uncharacterized. The record is from RefSeq and is a predicted model, not a curated record. The transcript is spliced from 2 exons. Bases 194 to 724 code for a protein of 176 amino acids. NCBI's taxonomy places the organism in Eukaryota, Metazoa, Arthropoda, Insecta, Diptera, Stratiomyidae.
CCCGGUAUUAUCAUUUUAAAGUGUUUUCCGCCUUGCAAUGUCAUGUAAAAAAUAAAAAAAAGUCGUAAAAUAAUUUGUUAUUGAUAUUUUAAGGAAAAUUUUUGUGCAAUAGGAAUACCGGUUAUAAUUUUAUCAGUGCAAAGUUUUACAAAUAAUAUAGUGAUAAACUUAUAAAACAACUUCGUGAUCCGCGAUGAGGUAUCAUUCUGACGAAACCACACCCUACGAUAGCUACCACUCCAACAUAGAUUACAACCAAUACGGCGAUUUCCAUCGGUAUGACGAUCAUAGGGAUUAUAAAAACAAAGAACAUUAUCGGGAAUAUGGGUACGAAGGUCCGCCUAAUAGAGAUAGCCACAGAAGUCACUCUGGUAGAUAUGGCCGCGAACAUUAUCCUGAAGGAUAUGGGUACGGAGAUCGACCUAAUAAAUAUAGAAGGGGUGGCAAUGAAUACUACAAAGUGCCGCCUUUCAUAAAAUACUACUAUUUCACCGGUAAUACUUUCCCUAAACCAGGCCAACAACCCAAGGUUGGCUCGCCGACGACCUACUGUUUGGCUAGCUCUUGUUUAACAAAUCCGUAUGAGACUAGUUGUUAUCCCCAAAUGGCUCCCUCUGGAUUACAAUAUUGUACCAACGCACGUUAUAUAUACGGCUCAGGCUUUAAUUUCGGUAAUGGCGGUUAUUGCGGUAGUUGUGGUGCAAAUCAUGGUCAAUUUUUCUGAACCUAGGUGUCAACUAUUUUUUAAUAUAAAAAGUUUUUAUUUUGAGCAAUAAAUUUUUAAUGUUACAAAA